Morchella sextelata is the source of this 1167-nucleotide messenger RNA. RefSeq lists its product as uncharacterized. Gene Ontology annotation, biological process: protein peptidyl-prolyl isomerization; protein folding. The transcript is spliced from 3 exons. Gene Ontology annotation, molecular function: peptidyl-prolyl cis-trans isomerase activity. NCBI's taxonomy places the organism in Eukaryota, Fungi, Ascomycota, Pezizomycetes, Pezizales, Morchellaceae. The coding region runs from base 1 to 1167 and encodes 388 amino acids. The record is from RefSeq and is a predicted model, not a curated record.
AUGCCGCGCCCUCGCGUCUUCUUUGACAUUCAAAUCGGCACGCAGCCUGCCGGCCGCAUUACCAUCGAGCUCUUCGACGACAAGACCCCCAAAACCUGUGAAAAGCUCCUAUGUACCGGCUCCAAUGGAACCUAUACAGCCCCCGGAGGUAUAACCCACGCCCUCCAUUAUAAGAACUCAACCUUCCACCGCGUAAUCUCAGAAUUCAUGAUCCAAGGCGGCGAUAUCACCAAUGGCGAUGGAACUGGCGGGGUGAGUAUCUACGAUGGUAAAAUGUUCGCCGACGAGAACUUGGGUUGGCGAAAGAUCGAUAAAGAGGGACUUGUGUGCAUGGCGAACAGAGGAAAGGGCACCAACAGUAGCCAGUUUUUCAUAACAUUGGCCGAGUCCGAGUACCUAACGGAUAAACAUACGUUGUUUGGACAUAUAGUCGCGGGCAUGGAUGUUGUCAAAAAGAUAGAGGACCUCAAGGUCGACGAUUCCGAUAGGCCGCUCGAAGAUGUCAUUAUCGCAAGCUCAGGAGAGCUCGUAUUCAAAAAGAGGGACCCUGUGCCCGUUCCAGCAGCACGAGAGACGCGCAAAGAGCUUGAAGUUCGCAGUUCCCCAAGGUCACGAUCGCGCGAGCGGGGGAAAAGGGAUGAGCACCGCAGAGAGGAAUCAAGUCGGCAUCAUAGACGGAAAAGAUCCCGGGACGGAAAGUCAAGAUAUAGAAAGAGCCGGAGUAGGAGUAGACCCCGAGGGGCUGAGACCGAAACUCUCGCAGCCCCGGUAGAGGAUAUCUCGCGAGGGCGGUCUCGGGAGCGUCGGGGCGCAGGACCGGCAGAUGCAAAUGCGACGAUCAUGGAGGAACCGGAAGACUCGAUCUCCUCUCCGCUGCAACCAAAGCGUAUUCCGUCACGUUCGAGGUCACGGCAUAGGCACCGGCGGAGAAGGUAUCACUCGGGAUCACGGUCACCUUCGAGAAGGCGGCAUAGGAGGCAUAGGGAGAAGGCAUAUGAGUAUACGCGUGACGAGGAAGCGGAAGAGAGGAUCCGUAGAGAGGAGAACGAACGGGAGAUGGAGAGAUUCGCCAGAAUGGAUGAUGACCGGGGAGUUGGCAGAAGUGGCGAGCCAGAGGUGAAAUUUAAAGGAAGGGGGAGCAUGAAAUAUCGGGAGAAAAAGAAUUAG